GAAAGAAACAAGACAGUAUCCAUAAGUGAUAUGUAUUCAGGUGGAAUUUUAAGUAUGUCAGAAGUAAAUGCUUUAACUCCUGAACAAUUUGAGUGGCUGUUUGGAAAUGUUGUGGAACAUUACUCUGAUAUUGCACAAUAUGUAGCACGUAUGAGACCGUUUACAUCUGUUAAAAGUAUGAAGAAAUGUUUUUAUGAAUGUUUAGAUAAAUUGGAUAUUUCUGAAAUGGAAAAUGUGUUACUUAGAUAUCCAGAUUUAGUUGGAAAAUUAAUAGGGGAAGGAUUUUUAACUAGUGAAUUACAAUCUGAGCAAGAAAAUUUUCUACUUGAGUCUAUGUCAAAAGGAGAAACACAAAUACUACGUACUUGCAACGAUUUAUAUAAAGAAAAAUUUCGGAUUCCUUUUGUAAUACAUGUACAGAAAAAUAAGGUACCAACAAUUCUUACAUCUAUUCACUCGCGUUUGCAAAAUACAAAAGACAUCGAGUUACAUGUUGCAAUUCAAGAAGUUAAGAAAAUAUGUAAUAGUAGAAUAGAUCAUCUUGUAUGGUCAGAUAUACAUAUAUGA
Molecule: messenger RNA, 567 nt
Organism: Eufriesea mexicana
Lineage: Eukaryota; Metazoa; Arthropoda; Insecta; Hymenoptera; Apidae
Product: 2-oxo-4-hydroxy-4-carboxy-5-ureidoimidazoline decarboxylase-like
Exons: 4
Coding region: 31-567 (178 amino acids)
Biological process (GO): urate catabolic process; allantoin metabolic process
Cellular component (GO): peroxisome
Molecular function (GO): 2-oxo-4-hydroxy-4-carboxy-5-ureidoimidazoline decarboxylase activity
Source: RefSeq, a predicted model, not a curated record